UUCUUUGUUACUUUUUGGGUUCAUUCUUUUUCAAACCUCCCUCUCUCUCUUCUUCCUUCUCACUUUUUGGUCAACAGUGAACACUCUUUCUCAGUUCUACACAGAAGCAGUUCAAAACAGAACUUAGUUGCAAAUAUGGGUGCUUCCGACAACAACAACAACUUUCUCCAAGUUAUCUUCAAUAACUUCGAUGUUCUUGCCCUGCCCUUAGUUACGCUCGUUUACCCUUUAUAUGCUUCAAUUAAGGCCAUAGAGACUAAGUCUACUAGUGAUGAUCAACAAUGGCUCACGUAUUGGAUUCUGUAUUCCAUUCUCACACUCUUUGAGCUCACGUUUGCCAAAGUUCUUGAACUGCUUCCCAUUUGGCCUUUUGCCAAGUUGAUAUUCAGUUGCUGGUUGGUUCUGCCUCACUUCAAUGGAGCUGCGGUUGUUUAUAGGAAUUACAUUAGGCCAUUCUAUAUGAACCCACAAAUCCCAAUGCCACAAGGCUCUCAAAUAUGGUAUUUUCCACAAAAGAAGUCCAUAUUUAGAGAGCAAGAUGAUGUUCUAAGUGCUGCUGAGAGGUACAUGGAAGAACAUGGUACAGAAGCCUUUGAAAGACUUAUAAGCAAGAAUGACAGACAAGCCAGAGCAAGGAGAAAUGGAAAUUACAUGAUCUUUGAUGAUGACUACAGAUAUUGAACUUUGUUAACGCCUCACUUUAGCAGUUGCUAAUGUCUCAAUAUAUAUCAUAUUGUGUGGUUUUUUAUGACGACCAUAUAUAUUUAACUUUGUUAACGUGUCACUUUGGCAAUUGCUAUGAGAUAUAUAAACUAAGUUGUAUUAACUAUUAAUUAUGAUUCUCAUGUCAUGAAAUCUUUCAAUAGACUAGUUUUUCCAUAAUUAGC
Messenger RNA from Cajanus cajan (pigeon pea), 887 nucleotides. NCBI's taxonomy places the organism in Eukaryota, Viridiplantae, Streptophyta, Magnoliopsida, Fabales, Fabaceae. The record is from RefSeq and is a predicted model, not a curated record.